Apis cerana (Asiatic honeybee) is the source of this 2413-nucleotide messenger RNA. RefSeq names its product cytoplasmic dynein 2 intermediate chain 2. Gene Ontology annotation, biological process: intraciliary transport. Gene Ontology annotation, molecular function: dynein heavy chain binding; dynein light chain binding. The record is from RefSeq and is a predicted model, not a curated record. Gene Ontology annotation, cellular component: cytoplasmic dynein complex; ciliary plasm. Lineage: Eukaryota; Metazoa; Arthropoda; Insecta; Hymenoptera; Apidae.
UAUUUUCAAUUAUAGUUAAUGAUUUUUCAUGUAUUUUAAUUAUUUUUAAUAUUUAAUAUUCAUAAUUUUAUAUAUUUUUUUUUAAACUUUUAGACUUAAAUUUUUUUAAAUCUAAAUUUAUUAAAAAUUAUUGAAAUAUAGCAGGAUGUGCAAAUAAAUAUCACAUAUUCAAAUAAUAUAUAUUCAAAUAAUAUAUUCAAAUUUUUCGAUUUCUAAAAUAAUUUUCCGAUUUUUGUAAUUUUUAACGCAUGAAAUUUAAGCUUAGAAAUAAUUUGAAACUAAUUUAAAACUAAUUUAAAUUAAAUAUUUCCUAUUUUAUAAUUAUAAGUAAUUUUCGAAAAUUAUACAAUUUAUAGACAUUAAAACACCAUCUAGCGAUGAACAGAUCAAACUAUUGUCUAUUAGCAAAAUAAAAUCCAAAAUUCUUGCUAUUAAAUUAAAUUUUUUAAUUUUUAGAAAUUAAAAACAUAGUUUUUCAAUAAUAAUUUAAAACAAACUUUAUUUAAAUAUUUUUAUUAAUAUUUUACAUAUAUGUAAAUUUGUUUGCCAUAUCAAUUUUUAAUAAUAAUAGUUACAUUUAGAUGGCGUUGUAAUGUCCAUCAACUAAUUUAUAUUUAUAAAUUUAUGUAUCUUAAAUGUAAAUUUAUCGAAUAAAAUUUUACUGAAACUUGAUUAGCUAUUUAUAUUUUUUAAUCAACAGUUUUAUUAAAAAUUUGAAACUUGAGAAUAAUAAUGUUCACUAAUCGGUCUCUUGAAGCCGUGAGUUUCAAUUCACAAUUAUCUACUACAAAAUCACAACAAUCUACGAAUGUUCAAACAACAGAAAUUGUUUAUGAUCAGAAUUCUGUACAAACAAUCGAAACAAGAAACGUUGAGACUCAAACCAUAUCUGAAGAAAAAAAAAAGCCAGAAAUAAACUAUGAAAGAUUGGCCCAGUUUUUAAAUCGGGUUACACCAAGUAUAUUAGAGGCAUUGGAUGAAUCUUAUGGAACCAAUGCAUUUGAAGAUUAUGAACCAAAAACUUCAGAAGAUUCAUUCACAAGUACACAAAUUUUGCAAAAAAUUAAUAGUAUUGAAGCAAAUUCUCAGAUGAAAGUAAGUGAUAUGAGUUGGAGUAUUGGAGGAGGAACAUUAGCUGUAUCUUAUGGUAUUCCUUAUCAUCAAGCAUGGUGUGAUCAUUUAUCCAAAAUACAAUUAUAUAAUCAAAUGAAAGAGGGCCAUUUCACAGAUAAUCCAAAUAAAACAUUAGAAACUAAUGCCUGUGUAACAACAUUGGUUUAUCAUCCAACUGAACCAUCCAUUAUAGCAAUUGGUUUAUUCAAUGGUGAUGUUCUUGUAUGGAAUUUAAAGGAUGAUACAUCAAUUGCACCAAUAACAAUUUGUACUCAUGGGGAUUGUGUAUCUCAAGUAUAUUGGAAAGGAAGAACUAUAAAUGAUGUAUCACUGUUGGUGAGUUCCAGCAAAGAUGGAUAUAUUUUUAUUCAUAAGAUGAUGGCCAAUUUUACAAUUGCUCGCAUUUAUAAACGAUUAAAAAUAGCCAAAGAACAUAAUCCAAUAGAAAACUCAAGACCACGUAGUGCAGGUGGAACACGCGAACGCGCAAUAGAAUCUGGAUUAUGCAUUACCACUUUUGAUUUUUCAUCCAGAGAUCCAAUAUUUUUUAUUGUGGGUACCUUAUGUGGUGGAAUUUAUAAAUGUAGUUUAGAUCGUGUCGUUCCUAUCGAAAAUGAUGAAACUUUAAUAGAUCCUGUAAUAGAUGAAUAUGAAAGGCAUGAAGGUAGCAUUACAUGUAUUAAAUAUUCUCCAAUACGUAAUCUUUUCGUUUCUGCUAGCACAGACAAAGAAAUUCGUAUAUAUGAUUUUGAAGAGCAUACAAGUCUGCAGUCAAUUCCUUGUGAAAAUACAAUCAUAGGUUUAACUUGGAUGAUUGGAAAUCAAGAUAUAUUGGCAACUUAUGGCGCUAGUUCGAAAAUUAUAUUGUACAAUGUUACAGAUGGUACAAUCAUAACAAAUGUUAAUUUGGAAACAAUUGAUAGAGAAAACACUAGUUGCUUACGCGUGAAUUUAAAAAGAGAUAUAGUGGCUAUUGGAGAUACACAAGGAAAUAUAGAGAUCUGGAAAAUCCCAAGACAAUUAUUGUAAAUAUAAUGUAUACAUUAACUUUUUUCAUUUAAAUAUUAUUACUAAUAUUAUUAUCUUAUAAUCCGCUUAGAAAUAUGUAUUUAUUAUAUAAUAAAAUCUAUUACUUUUAUACAACAAAACAAAUAUUCUUAAAAUAUAUUGAUUAUUCUUUUAAUUUUUCUUAUUAAAUGUAAUAAUAUUUGCAAAAUUAGAUUAGCUAGCAUAGAUUAUUAUAUUAUUUCAUUAUUUAAAUAUUGUAAUAUGUUUCAAAAUAAAUUUCUUUGUAUAAAAA